GUGAGUUGCAGGGGGCGGAGGAUUAGAGGCCUGGGUGGCCUGGUGCUGAGUGUGACCCGGAGCAGAGAAGGGGCCGGGCCGGAAGUGCCGGUGCCGGGUGCGGAGGAGGCUGCAGGGUGCUGAGACCCUCUGGUGACCCGCUCCCCACCCCCCGGGGCCGGCGCGGGACAUGGGCCCCACACUCCUGACAGCAUCAGUCACACCUGGGUCUCUGCAGAGAGCCCAGUCGUGCCAGGGGCUACCAAGAGACAUGGUAAGCCUCGCCUGGAGACACUCCCAGUGGUGGUGGUGCAGGAGGUCCAGGGUGGCCAUGGUACAGAGAUGGCGACUGCGGUGCUAGAGGGGCCAGAGUGGCACCAUGAAGGUGAAGCUGAAGAAUGUGUUUGUCGUUUACUUCCUAGUGUCGGUGAUUGGGCUCAUGUACGCGUUGCUGCAGCUGGGGCAGCCCUGCGACUGCUCCCAGCACCUGAGAUCAGCCAGCGACCUCAUGCAUGGCAAGGACAAGAAGAUCUCCCAGUUGCUGAGUGAGGUGAAGCGGCUGCAGGUGCGAGGAAAGGGCCCAGAGCUGGAGGGACAGGCACUGCCUAUCAUCUACGCCAUCACACCCACCUAUGCCAGGCUGGUGCAGAAGGCUGAGCUGGUGCGCAUGUCACAGACCUUCCUGCACGUGAAGAACUUUCACUGGAUCGUGGUAGAGGACUCCCCAGUGAAGACCCAGCUGGUGUCGGAGCUGCUGGCCCAGAGCGGCCUGCGCUUCACCCAUCUGCACACGGAGACGCCCAAGGAGCAGAAGCUCAAGGAGAGUGACCCCAACUGGCUGAAGCCCCGUGGCGUGGAGCAGCGUAACCUGGCCCUGCAGUGGCUGCGGGAGAACCGGGAGCUCAGUGAGGAGGGUGUGGUCUACUUCGCCGACGAUGACAACACAUACAGCCUGCACCUCUUCGAUGAGAUCCGCUCCACCAAGCGUGUCUCGGUUUGGCCCGUGGGGCUCGUGGGUGGCCUGCGCUUCGAGCGCCCUCUGGUGGAGAAGGGCAGGGUGGUGGGCUUCUACACAGCCUGGAAGCCCAACCGGCCCUUCCCCAUGGACAUGGCCGGCUUCGCUAUUGCUCUGCAGCUGCUGCUGGCCAAUCGCGAGGCCCGGUUCGACAUGCUGGCUGAGCGUGGCUACCUGGAGAGCAGCCUGCUGCAGUCAUUGGUCUCCAUCGAAGAACUGGAGCCUCGAGCUGACAACUGCACCAAGGUUCUGGUCUGGCACACACGGUCGGAGAAGCCCAAAAUGAAGCAGGAGGAGCUGCUGCAGAAGCAAGGCCUGGGCUCUGACCCAAGCAUCGAGGUGUGAGUGGCACCUGGAGAACCGGUACAUGGAGGCCCGUGUGGGGAGCUGGCCCAGAGCCCAGAACAGGAUCAGGGCUGCUGCCAGAGCAAUGGACUUGGGGACUGAACGCCCCAGACUGCUUUAUUUAUUGCUACAUGCAGGGGCUGUGCCCCCAGCCCCCACCCCACUGGCAGAGCAGCCUCUAUCCCAGCAUCUCCAGUGCUGCUGCUCCCUGCUGAGGGAGCCCCCUGCAGCCCAACAUCCUCAGUUCCUGCUGCCUGGAAGUCAGACCCUGCCCGCAGAGAGGCCGCUGCUCCAGGAUUUGUUUCCAGUGAGCGCCUCCAGGACCCGUUCCAUCUGCCCAGCAGCUCAGUGUGCAGAUCUAGCCCCUCUGCAUGGUGCCCCAGGAUGGCGGCUCUGGUCCUGCCCUGCUGGGCAGGGCUCCUAAAGGCGAUGGAGCUGUGAGAGAGAGUGACACAAUGUUCCUCCCCCCACCCACCCCACUGGGAUCCCCUCCCCAGCUCCAGGGAGCCCUGUGUGUCCAUGUUGUGUGCGUGGCUGUUGCAUGAACGUGGUGGCUGUUACAGCAAUAAGCAUGUUAUAUCCUCAAUAAAGCGCCUACCCUCCACUA
Gopherus evgoodei (Goodes thornscrub tortoise) is the source of this 1946-nucleotide messenger RNA. RefSeq names its product beta-1,3-glucuronyltransferase 3 (gene B3GAT3). The transcript is spliced from 7 exons. The coding region runs from base 359 to 1339 and encodes 326 amino acids. Gene Ontology annotation, biological process: carbohydrate metabolic process; chondroitin sulfate proteoglycan biosynthetic process. The record is from RefSeq and is a predicted model, not a curated record. Gene Ontology annotation, molecular function: galactosylgalactosylxylosylprotein 3-beta-glucuronosyltransferase activity. Gene Ontology annotation, cellular component: Golgi membrane. NCBI's taxonomy places the organism in Eukaryota, Metazoa, Chordata, Testudines, Testudinidae.